Messenger RNA from Colletotrichum orchidophilum, 1683 nucleotides. RefSeq lists its product as uncharacterized. The coding region runs from base 1 to 1683 and encodes 560 amino acids. The record is from RefSeq and is a predicted model, not a curated record. NCBI's taxonomy places the organism in Eukaryota, Fungi, Ascomycota, Sordariomycetes, Glomerellales, Glomerellaceae. The transcript has 2 exons.
AUGGAGAAAAAUGGAGGAUGGCUUGCUGAUGGUGACUAUGGGGAUUUUGUCCGGUCCCUGUGCUUCUCGGACCCUCGACUGAGGCAACGAGACCCCAAGGCCCAAAUCCAGCGCAUCCCCUUCAAAGACGACGGAGCCCGCGUCGUCAAACUCAGCCUCGGAGAAAACGGCAGCUUUGCCAGGACGGCAGAGUUCGGGGAACCAGCUGAUCUGGAAGCACACUUCCGUAGCAUGGAAUCACAGUGCGGCGGCGGCCGACAGAACAUCUACGUCCUCGAAGGCAUCGGCCCCGGGUUUGCGGGCGUUCUCGGCGCGCACUUCUCGCUGCACCCUUCGUUCUUCGUCGAGCACGAGCGUGUGGUCGUGCACAAUGUCAACUGGAUGGGCGAGAGCGACGGCGUGCAACUGCCGUCGGUGAUUCAGAGCCGGAGGCACCUCGAGAUGAAGUAUUACGAGGUCGUGGCAUUCGACACGCGGCCGACAAGUUUUCGGUGGGUGUGCGCGGCGACGGGCCGUCAUGUAGGGGUAUCGAGGGAUUUCAAAUGGGACAAUUCCCCCGACGAUUUUGACAGGUUUUUGAAUGUCGGCGUUGUGAGGAGGAAAUGCAGUGUGUGGUCGAGAAGGACUGAAGGCGGUGGCUGGGACUGUCUCGUACUGUGUGAUCCUCCGGUCAGGAGCGUCCGCACAGGAGACGAAUACAAAAUAGAACACCCCGUCAAGACUUGGCCCUACCAAGGCGGCUACCUCGACUUCGUCCCAGAGGAAGAGCAAAUUCGCAUCGCCAGAGAUAAGGGGCGCUGCCGCCGCGGCCCCCCAAGGACCUCCAUGCUUGACGAUCUCUCUUUCUACCUCGAGACGCACUCGCGGCUGGUAGACGUCGCGGAGCCGGAAUCCGUCGUCAACGUCUUUGUCGGGAAGAUUGUGGCAUCGCACCUGCUCAAGCAGACAGAGCACCUGCGCGCGACCCUGUCGGCGGUGCAGCGGGGCCUCACGCGCAAGCAGGACCUCGCGAAGAUGCCAAUGACCAAGGUAGAGGCCCUCUGGAGCGACAUGCAAGGCUGGGAGCGGCGGACGGGCGAAUACCUCGAGGAUCUGGAGGGCAUCAUGCUGCAGCUCGGGAUCACGCUGUCGCCUCCCCCGGCCAUGACGGGUACCUCUACCGCUGCGCCCAUCGGCACGCCACCACAGCUGCAGCAGCCGGUGGGAGGCGCGCUCUUCUCGGCAGGCAACGUCGCCGGGUGGUCGGACUGCGCGACGGAUUUCCAGUUCCUGCACCUACGGUUCCGGGAGCUGCGGCACCGUGCUGAGACGCUCAACGCGGCGGUGACAGGGCUGGCGGGUAUCACGGGCAACAGGCAGGCGUACAAGGAGCAGCAGCGGAGUAUUCGCGAGGCCAAGAGCACCAAGGCGGUGACGCUUCUGGGCCUGGUGUUUAUCCCGCUGGCAUAUACCGCCUCGGUGUUCUCCAUUGAGAAGCCGUUUGGGCCCGGGGGCGAUUUGUUUUGGGUGUAUUUCGUGACGUCAGCGCCGUUGAUUUUGGUAGUGAUGGUGGGGUAUUAUGUAUUGGAUUUUGGGUAUAAUGAUGAUGGGAGGGCAUGGUCUGUGAAUACAUUUACACAGUCGGUGAGUGAGAGGUUACCUGGCUUCAGCAGGCGUGACGUGAGAAAGACGUUGGUUGAUUGA